Molecule: messenger RNA, 765 nt
Organism: Cladocopium goreaui
Lineage: Eukaryota; Dinophyceae; Suessiales; Symbiodiniaceae
Source: the annotation of a GenBank genome assembly
UGUCCUUUCGGUGAGAAGCAGGGUCUACUCGUGGGCAGUUGGACAUGGCCAAACGAAGGGGUGACCUGGGUCCACUACGUCGCGGCCUUUUAUUCGUUUAUGCCGAUGACGAUGGUUUUCGGCAUCAUGCUCUUUGGCCUGUGGACCCGAGGGCUGCGCGAAGUGAUCGCUUUCAUCUUCCAGUUUGUUUGUCUCGUGGUCAUGUUCAUCUUGAAAAUGAUCAUGCAACAGCCGCGGCCGCAGGGCUCCUGUAGCACAAGCUGCGGCAUGCCAUCCGGCCACACGCUUGUGAGCGUGGGGACGUUCGUGUGGAUCUUCAUGGAGGUCCACUAUGCCCAGUUGAUGGAUCAGAGGCAAAAAAACAUCAUCUUGGCGGUGGCAGGCGUUUUGCUGAUCCCAGUGGGGUGGAGUCGCGUGGUUUUCCACGACCAUUCCUGGGCUCAGGUCUUGGUGGGUGCAGUGAUUGGCGGCCUGGUUGGUGUGCUGUGGUAUGCCAUGUUGCAGCAUCGUUUGACCACCUGGAUCCUGAAGUUGGUAAAAGCAUGGCUACCCUUCAUGGAGCUGAACUAUCCUUUGGAGGGCCUAGUAGAAGAAGCACCUUGGGCACCCACUGCCUCAGCCUAUGGCGCCACGGGUACGCAGAAAGCGCAGGUUCGAUGAGAUCAGCGCGCUGAAUCUUGCCUUGUUCACACUAGACCUGGUUUCACGAGUAGUCUUGAAGUUCGGCCGAACUUGCGCCGUGCGGGUUGUGGCUGUGGUAGAAAA